AUGGACAUUGACGAGGACAGCAUAGGCUCGCCGCCUUCAACCCCACGACCCACACACGUCGAGGCGAAACGAGCUACUGAACAAGCUGUCGAGACGGCCGACGGAGAAGUCUCCACGGCUCCACUGCCGAUUAAAUUUCCACUACCCUCUCCAGUGCGCACAGGCACGAUUAAUCUUCUCGAUAGCACGAGGGCCUCGACCCCUGGCACCGACGGCUUUAGACUGCCCCAGAGCCCUGCCUCUGAGCACCCAGAAAGUCCACAUCACGACGGUAAACUUGUCUUGCAGGAAGCGCUGAAGUCCAUACGAGAGAAGUCGAGGACUCCACCAUCGAAAGAGUUCUCGGAGUCUCCCAAGCCCGACGAUCAGCCUGUUGACGAAGACGCCAUGGAGGUCGAUGCGAGACCUUGCCCUCAUCCAUUCGAGUCUCGUGGUCGACCAUGGUACUAG
This is a messenger RNA of Recurvomyces mirabilis, 450 nucleotides long. RefSeq lists its product as uncharacterized. The record is from RefSeq and is a predicted model, not a curated record. NCBI's taxonomy places the organism in Eukaryota, Fungi, Ascomycota, Dothideomycetes, Mycosphaerellales, Teratosphaeriaceae. The transcript has a single exon. The coding region runs from base 1 to 450 and encodes 149 amino acids.